Messenger RNA from Lathyrus sativus (Indian pea), 663 nucleotides. NCBI's taxonomy places the organism in Eukaryota, Viridiplantae, Streptophyta, Magnoliopsida, Fabales, Fabaceae. The record is from the annotation of a GenBank genome assembly.
AUGGCGAUCCUCUAUGCUUUGGUUGCCAGAGGCACCGUGGUUCUGGCGGAGUUCAGUGCCGUCACCGGCAAUACAGGCGCCGUCGCUCGUCGCUUACUUGAGAAGCUUCCAACCGAAUCGGAUUCCAGACUUUGCUUCUCUCAAGAUAGAUAUAUCUUCCACAUACUCCGAUCCGAUGGCCUCGCCUUCCUUUGUAUGGCCAGCGAUACUUUUGGAAGGAGAAUCCCUUUCUCAUACUUGGAAGAUAUCCAAAUGAGGUUUAUGAAGAACUACAGCAGAGUUGCCAAUUAUGCACCAGCUUAUGCAAUGAAUGAUGAGUUUUCAAGGGUUUUGCAUCAGCAAAUGGAGUUUUUUUCUAGUAAUCCCAGUGUUGAUACACUCAAUCGUGUGAGGGGUGAAGUUGGCGAGAUACACACUAUCAUGGUGGAUAAUAUUGAGAAAAUAUUGGAGAGAGGCGACCGGAUUGAACUUCUAGUUGACAAGACAGCAACAAUGCAAGACAGUUCAUUUCAUUUCAGGAAGCAAUCCAAGCGCCUUAGAAGAGCUCUUUGGAUGAAAAAUUUCAAACUCUUGGCGUUAAUGACGUGCUUGAUUGUUUUACUCCUUUACUUUAUAAUUGCUGCUUGCUGCGGUGGCAUCACUCUAUCAUCCUGCAGAUCCUAA